AUGGCGCCAAAGCAUGAACGUACAAAGUCAUCCGAUGACAUGCUCAGGCAUCCUUCUCCCAAAAAAGCCAAGGAAAUAGAUCAACACACUCCGUAUGAGGCGUUGUUAGACCACAUGGACAAGCAGAAUGCUGAUCAAGAACCCCGAACCAUCCUCCAUUGGUUCCGAAGCAAGGAACUCCGGGCAGAGGAUAACCGCGCCCUCAUGGCGGCAUCACGCAAAUCAAAGGAGGCCAGCGCCCCUCUAGUGACUUGCUUCUUGUUCUCGCCCAAGGAUAUGGAAUGGCACGGAACGUCGCCAGUCCGGGUAGACUUCACGCUCGAGACACUGCGACUUCUACAGAGCCAGCUCAAAGAGAUGAACAUACCUCUCGCAAUACUAACGGCCGAGAGCCGCGGUGACAAAGGGCCCGUCAUGCUUAAUUUUUUGAAAAAGCAUAAUAUCAGCCACAUGUUCGCUAAUCUCGAGUACGAAGUCGACGAAAUGCGUCGGGAUAUCAGCCUGUUCGAGCGCCUUGAGAGUGACGGGAUGGACACUGCAUUUCAUCUCUUCCAUGAUCAGAGCGUAGUGGAGCCCGGGACCAUGAAAGGGGGCGCAGGCACUCCCCAAAAGGUGUUCACGCCGUACUACAAGCAUUGGCUGGACAAGGUCGCAAAGGAGCCAGAACUUCUCGACACCGAAGGCCUACCCGAAGCAAAUGACAAGGAGGUCACUACCAAGUUCAAGGAUCUGUUUGACUCAAGCAUACCCUCUCUCCCCAAGUCGAAGCCCUUUGCAUCAGAAGAGGAGCGAAAGCGACUUCGGAAGCUGUGGCCCGCCGGCCAUGCCGCCGCCAAGAAGAGGCUCGACGACUUCCUCAAGAACAAGGCCAGCACCUACAAGACAAACCGCUCCACGCCGGCGGCCGACAACUCGAGCCGCCUGUCGCCUUACUUCUCUGCCGGCGUGCUCUCGGUGCGCGAGGCCCUCUCGGCCGCCAGCGAGGCCGACGGCAGGGCGCCGGGCACCUUUGACGGCGACGCGGGCAUCGCGAGCUGGGUGCGCGAGAUCGUCUUCCGCGAGUUCUACCGGCAGCGGCUCGUCGGCACGCCGCAUGACUCGAUGAACCUGCCGCACAACCUCAAGUUCGACUACGUGCGGUGGGAGGACGACGGGGAAGGCUGGCGCAGGUGGUGCGAGGGCGCGACGGGCGUGCCCUUUGUCGACGCGGGCAUGCGCCAGCUGCGGCACGAGGGCUGGAUGCACAACCGGCUGCGCAUGAACACGGCGUCGUACCUGCGCACGAACCUGCUCAUCGACUACCGCAGGGGCGAGCGCUUCUUCGCCGAGACGCUCGUCGACUGGGACCUGAGCAACAACCACCAGGGCUGGGAGCCGAGCUACACCGUGUUCAACCCGGUGGUGCAGGCCGAGAAGUGCGAUCCCGACGGCGACUAUAUCCGGAAGUGGGUGCCGGAGCUGAAGGAUGUGGAGGGUAAGGCUGUCUUCGAUCCGUAUCAUCGGCUCGACAAGAAGGAGUUUGAGAAGCUGGGCUAUCCCAAGCCGCACGUCGACUUCAAAGAGAGCAGGCAGCGGUGUAUAGAAAGGUACAAGCAGGACAUGGCCGAGGCGGAUAUUUGA
Messenger RNA from Thyridium curvatum, 1620 nucleotides. RefSeq lists its product as uncharacterized. The coding region runs from base 1 to 1620 and encodes 539 amino acids. The transcript has a single exon. The record is from RefSeq and is a predicted model, not a curated record. Gene Ontology annotation, biological process: entrainment of circadian clock by photoperiod; circadian regulation of gene expression. NCBI's taxonomy places the organism in Eukaryota, Fungi, Ascomycota, Sordariomycetes, Thyridiales, Thyridiaceae. Gene Ontology annotation, molecular function: DNA binding; FAD binding. Gene Ontology annotation, cellular component: cytoplasm; nucleus.